Molecule: messenger RNA, 1895 nt
Organism: Penaeus chinensis
Lineage: Eukaryota; Metazoa; Arthropoda; Malacostraca; Decapoda; Penaeidae
Exons: 4
Coding region: 22-1248 (408 amino acids)
Biological process (GO): sensory perception of taste
Cellular component (GO): axon; membrane; neuronal cell body
Source: RefSeq, a predicted model, not a curated record
GCCGCCAUCUGGAGCGUCGCCAUGGCGCAGCGGCCCUUCCACGUCGGUCCGGCCGCCGUGACAAGCACCAUCCCGGCGCUUCACCUUGACCUCGAGUCCUACGCAUCCCCCGCUUACCCGACGCCCUUCGUGCAUAUCGUCCGAUGGAGCAAGUUGUGGGGCUGCCUGCCGGUCUCCUACGCCCGCAAUAGCCGUUCGUGGACCCUCUCGCCCCUGCUGGUCUUCUGGGUCGUGUGCAACAUCGGCUUCAAUAUUCCGACCUUCUACGACUGCAUUAAGUCGUCCUUGGGCUCGGACGGCCUCAUGCUCUACGUCAUGAUCAUGAUCGUGUGCGUCAUGAGCGUCUCGGGGGUGUCCAUGCACGUCCUCUCCCUCGUCCACUACAGCGAGUGGGUCAGGUUCCUCAACGACUGGAUGAUGUUCGAGCGCAAGUUCCCGACGCUGACGGUCGGCGUCCACUCCCGCCGGGUGGCGCUCCCCCUCUUCAUCGGCUUCCUCCUUUACAUCGCCUUCUUCGUGGUGAACAUAUUCAACGAACUGAGGUUCAACCUGAUCAACGAGGACGGCGUGGGGCGCAUGCUGUCCCUCGUCUACGUCUACGUCAUCUACAGCUACACCCUCUCCAUGCCCGUGCUGUGGACGGUCAUGGCGUCCAAGGUGUUCGCGCUGUGCCUCACGCACAUCCGCCACGAGCUCGAGUCGAUCUUGGAGUGCGUCAAGUUCGGCAUGCGCUGUACGACGUCGCCCAUCCAGAAGUGCAUCGCUACCGGGGACAUCAACCGCCUGCAGGAGGCCGUCCUCGACCUCGCCAAGAUCAUCGAGAGCUUCAAGGUGAUCAUGGGCCCCUUCAUGCUGGUGGUCGUCCCGCACCACAUCAUCUCCCUCAUCUGCUUCCUCUACUGGACGCUCGUGUCGGUCCUCGACUACAGCGACUGGUACUACCCCUUGAGCUUCGGCCUGCUCUCCGCCCAGGCCAUCGCGCCCAUCUUCUGCGCCGCCAUCUAUAGCGAGGACAUUCACACACAGAAGGAUUCCCUGGUCGAGCCGCUCAUUAUCCUCAAGAGUUCGAUGCCUGAUGAAGCGGCCAAGCACAAAAUGGCAACACUGAUCGACCACCUGGACCGGCUGGACGCCCAGAUCGAAGGCCGAGGUUUCUUCACGCUCAACAAGGGCAUGGCGACCUCGGUGGUGAACACGGUGGUGACUUACCUGGUGGUGUUGAUCCAGUUCUACGGAGGCGGACGCUGAGACCAGGAUCUGCAGGAUGGUGACUGGGAUUAUGGCAAGGGAUAAGGAACAUAAUCUGGGUGGAUGGUGAGCGCUAGGAUAAGCAGGAUGGGUGGAUGAUAAGGAUAAGCAGGGUGGCUAGUAGGAUAACAGAAAAAAAAAAAUCCUAUAUGAAUCAAUGGGAUAAAACGGGAUACAAAACUAGGCAGGCGCUUACCAUCAUGAUAAAGGAUGCUAGGAUAGUGGAAGAAGGAGGAUAAAGAAGAACGACUAUGCACGGAUGCUAAAAACAGGAUAAUUAGGAUGUUUACCAAGCUAAUGCAAAGGAAUAACAGAACGACUUCGGGCUGGCACCGAACACCAGGAUAGGCACGACGGAGAAAAAGAUAAUGCAUAUAAGGAUAAAGAGUGAGAGAAAAAAACGAAAAUAAUAACGAAUCCAUUGGUGAGAAGGAUAAAAGCCAAUCAAUAAAACGAACUGAAUGGCAAUAAGGAUUGAUGAAUAGAUGGACUGGAUUUUCGACUUUUUAUACACAUGAAAAAAAAAAAAAAAUCACAAGAAUCUUCUCGACGGAUAGACAAAGUUACUGAGCAAGCAAAUUUUUUAACAUGUUAGAACUUAGGUCCAAAUCAGUGUUCAUUACAGUAGCCCUGCCCAUAGAGGAAAA